AUGAGGGCGUUGAACGCAAUCAGGCUGUCUGGGCGCGAGGUCCUGCCCGUGAUCGAAGGGGGCAAGGGCAUCGGCGUGACCAACGGCCUGAGCUCGGGCGCCUGGGCCGCCGCCGGCGGUGUCGGCACCUUCUCCGGCGUCAAUGCCGACUACUACGACGAGAACGGCCGGGCCAUUCCGCAGAUCUAUCGCGGCCGCACCCGCAAGGAGCGCCACGAGGAGCUCGUCGACUACGCCAUCAGGGGCGGCAUCGCCCAGGCGCGGAUAGCCCACGACGUCUCGGGCGGCGGAGGGCGGCUCCACAUGAACGUGCUGUGGGAGAUGGCCGCCGCCGAGCGUAUCCUGAACGGCGUCCUCGAGGCGACGCGCGGCCUCAUUCACGGCGUGACCUGCGGCGCCGGCAUGCCCUACCGCCUGGCCGAAGUGACCGCGCAGUACGAAGUCAAUUACUACCCGAUCGUCUCGUCGGCGCGGGCCUUCCGCGCGCUCUGGAAGCGCGCCUACCAUCGCUUCUCCGACUGGAUGGGCGGCGUCGUCUACGAGGACCCCUGGCGCGCCGGCGGCCACAACGGCCUCUCCAACAGCGAAGACCCGGAACAGCCCGAACCCGCCUAUCCGCGGGUCCUUGCGCUGCGCGAGCAGAUGCGCGAAUGCGGUCUCGACGACGUGCCCAUCGUGAUGGCGGGCGGCGUCUGGUACCUGCGCGACUGGGAGGACUGGAUCGACAAUCCCGAGCUCGGGCCCAUCGUCUUCCAGUUCGGGACCCGCCCGCUGGUGACCGAGGAGAGCCCCAUCUCCGAGCAGUGGAAGCGCAAGCUGCUGUCGAUGAAGGAGGGGGACGUGAAGCUCAACCGCUUCAGCCCGACCGGAUUCUAUUCGUCUGCGGUGCGCAACGACUUCAUCAGGGAGCUCGCCGAGCGCGAGCACCGGCAGGUCGCCUACACCGCCGAGCCCAUCGGUGACCACGACCAUGUGUUCACCCCGGGGCCGCGCGGGCGCACCUUCUAUCUGACCAAGGGCGACCUGGCGCGAGCCGAAGAGUGGAUGGAGGAGGGCUUCAACUCGGUGAUGAAGACCCCCGACACCACGAUCGUCUUCGUGACCAACGAGAAGGCGCGCGAAAUCAGGGCCGAUCAGGCGGCCUGCAUGGGCUGCCUCAGCGCCUGCCGGUUCAGCAACUGGGCGACCAACGAGCUGGGCUCGACCGGCAAGAAGACCGAUCCCCGCAGCUACUGCAUCCAGAAGACGCUGCAGGAGAUCAUCCACGGCGAAGACAUCGACAACCAGCUCAUGUUCGCCGGCCACGCGGCCUUCCGCUUCGCGAGCGACCCCUUCUACUCGAACCGCUUCAUCCCGAGCGUUCGCCAGCUGGUAGAGCGCCUGCUCACCGGCGACUGA
Molecule: messenger RNA, 1398 nt
Organism: Geodia barretti
Lineage: Eukaryota; Metazoa; Porifera; Demospongiae; Tetractinellida; Geodiidae
Source: the annotation of a GenBank genome assembly